AUGGGUCGUGUAAGGUGCUACGCAAUCGCGUUGAUACCGUUGUGCCUUUUGCUGGUGGUAGAUUUGAGUUUAACGCAAACCUGUGGCACACGAAAGGUGGUAAACUUUCUUAUUGUGAACGGUACCGAAGCGAAGGACGGCCAUUGGCCGUGGCAUGUGGCCAUUUUUCACAACAAUGCUCGAACAUUCGUUUAUGCGUGUGGAGGAACAAUCGUGGACCAGAAUACAAUUCUAACGGCGGCUCACUGUUUGAUGACGUCGAAUGGGAUCAUUGCAAGAGAACGCCUCGUAGUGCAAGUUGGUCGAAAUCGACUACGCGUUGCUAGCAACCGCGCACAAGAACACGAAGCGUUCGAGUUGAUCGUACAUCCGGAAUAUAACGUCAACCGUAUUCAACACGAUAUCGCUCUGAUAAAGCUCGCUACCGACAUCACCUACACCGACUACAUCCAACCGAUUUGCUUGUGGAAUAGAGGUGAAGAUCAAAAUGCGAUCGUUGGCACUUGGGGCACUGUGAUCGGAUUCGGUGUUGAUGAGAGCGAUAAUCCAUCCGACACACUACGUGAAGCUAGAAUUCCCGUCGUUAGCGCUAUUACUUGUAUCGAAAGCAACCGCAACGCGUUUGCCACUCAACUUACCUCGAAUAUGUUCUGCGCUGGUAAUCGUGAUGGGGUCAGCGCCUGUAACGGCGACAGCGGAGGAGGUUUAUUCUUCAAGUACAAUGAUGUUUGGUUCAUACGUGGGGUGGUUUCUUUCACAAAGCCGCGUCAAGAUGUGCUUUUAUGUGACACGAAGGAAUACACCGUGUUUACGGAUGUGGCAAAGUAUUUGAGUUGGAUCGGGCAACACAUUCGCGGAACGUCUGGUCCACCGAUUGUGAUAGAGACUGUUAACAAUCGUAAAAUUGGGUUGCUACCGAUGUCCACCUGUGGUGCCAAUCCGUAUGGCAACAGGGAAGAAUCAUCUAAGCCGGUUUUGCUCGGAUAUCCUUGGGUGGGUCUGCUGGAGUAUACUGAGACUGGAUCAAGGGAAAAGAGAACGAUCUGCCAAGCGACAUUAAUUAGCGAUCUCUACCUAAUCACUGGCGCGCACUGCGUUAGCAGUAUUCCUAGGCGAUACACCUUAUCGUCCGUACGGCUGGGAGAGUACGACAAGAGUACGAUGACGGACUGUGCACAGGUGGAUGGACAAACGAUAUGUGCACCUCCGGUGCAAACAUUACGCAUUGAGUCGGUGAUCACGCACACGGGCUUCAACAAACCACGUUACGCGAACGAUAUUGCGCUUAUUCGACUGCGCGACCGAGCGGACACUAGUCGGAACAAUGUGAAACCAAUCUGUCUUCCAGUAACGAAUGAGCUACGCAGUCAGAAGCCAACCCAUUACACGCUGACAGCGUGGGCCUCUGGUUCUAGCGGCAACUUACUUGAAAGGUCGCAACGUGAGCUUAUCGAAUCAAUCGAAUGCCAAAAGCUGUAUACCGAACGUUCGGUCUUGCUGGAGAAAACGACCCGUCAGAUAUGUAUCAAACAACAACAGGAAUCCAGGCAGAGGUGUAAAUUCCCAUCCUCAGCAGCUCCUCUACAGCUGGUGCAGCAAGUGCAAGGAAAAAGUCGCUAUGUGCUGUACGGAGUGUUAUCGUAUGGACCAAAGAACUGCAGUGCGCUUUACCCAGACGUUUACACCAACGUGGCCAGCUACGUGGAUUGGAUUCUGGAAAACAUACAAGAGUAA
Messenger RNA from Anopheles marshallii, 1734 nucleotides. RefSeq names its product serine protease 40-like. Gene Ontology annotation, biological process: proteolysis. The record is from RefSeq and is a predicted model, not a curated record. The coding region runs from base 1 to 1734 and encodes 577 amino acids. NCBI's taxonomy places the organism in Eukaryota, Metazoa, Arthropoda, Insecta, Diptera, Culicidae. Gene Ontology annotation, molecular function: serine-type endopeptidase activity. The transcript has 3 exons.